Haliotis rufescens (red abalone) is the source of this 6203-nucleotide messenger RNA. RefSeq names its product limb region 1 protein-like. Gene Ontology annotation, biological process: signal transduction. The transcript is spliced from 15 exons. The record is from RefSeq and is a predicted model, not a curated record. Gene Ontology annotation, molecular function: transmembrane signaling receptor activity. The coding region runs from base 99 to 1604 and encodes 501 amino acids. NCBI's taxonomy places the organism in Eukaryota, Metazoa, Mollusca, Gastropoda, Lepetellida, Haliotidae.
CAACAAUGGCCGAAGUGCAUUACACACAUGAAAUGUCGAGGGAGUAAAAAUAUUCAGUGGACUGAUUUCUAAGGACAUAUUAAAAAAAUCGGUUCACCAUGUGGGAGGAUCCAGACGUAUCAGUGCAGGAACAACUAUUUCACGACUAUGUGCGGGAAAAUAUUAUCUGGCUGCUGUUGUUCAUCCUCCUCUAUGUCAGCUCUUACGCCUCCAUCUGCCAAAUCCGCAAGCGAGCUGACUCUGAGGACAUGUAUGCAGGUGAUGAGGAUGCACUGGUGUACCGGAUAGCGUUGUGGUUGUGUACAUUUACACUUUCUGUGUCGGCGGGGGCUGUGCUGCUUCUGCCGGUCUCUAUCAUCAGCAACGAGGUGCUCCAUCUCUACCCCAAGAGCUACUAUGUCAAGUGGCUUAACGCCUCUCUGGUUCAGGGUCUAUGGAAUCACAUCUUUGGGUUUUCCAACUUAGCACUCUUUAUCCUCAUGCCCUUUGCAUACUUCUUCACAGAGGCCGAGGGGUUCUCAGGGUCCAAGAGGGGUAUUAUGGGCCGUGUGAAGGAGGCGCUAGCUGUGCUGUGUCUGCUUGGCAUCAUGGUGCUGGGGCUUGCCUGGGUUGCCAAUGCUCUCAUCAACGAUGAUGAACACAGCAAACAAACACUAUUUGAUGUGUGGCACAUCCACCUACCAUACCUCUACUCCUGCAUCUCCUUCAUCGGAGUCCUCAUCCUGCUAUUGUGUACUCCCGUCGGCAUAUCCCGAAUGUUUACCGUCAUGGGCCAGCUGAUUGUCAAACCUAAGUUUUUACGAAACAUUGAAGUUGAACUUCACACAGUUACUCUUGAAGAGGAAAAUCUUCUCCGUAAAAUCAAAUCUCAAAACCACCACCAUAGUAGCAGCCCUGUCUCCAAUGGUCAUGCAAAUGGUGAAACUCUCCACCAGAGGUUACAGGAGACACAGAUAGAGAGAGAGAAGCUAGAGAAGCGGCAGCAGGUAUCGUCCCUGCGGAGGAACCUGGUGUACCCCCUGGUGAUGCUGCUUCUGCUCACACUCACAGUAUUAAGUAUUUUAAUCGUUGCACACAACACAAUGUUAUUGCUAGUGGGGAUCAAAGCUCUACCUAUUGGGGCCAAGGAUACAGUGUUGGGAUUGGCAUCACUCUCAACAUUUGGAACAGUUGGAGCCUUUUUAGAGAUUGUUUUCAUUUUAUACUUAAUGUCUGCAUCAGUUGUUGGUUUUUACAGUUUGCCAUUUUUUUGCCGUCUGCAACCUAAGGUGAAGGACACACCAAUGGUGAAGGUCAUCGCCAACUGUAUAGUGCUCCUUGUUCUCAGCUCAGCGCUUCCCAUUUUGUCAAAAACUCUCGGUAUCACCAACUUCGACUUGAUUGGAAGUUUCGGCAGCAUGGACUGGCUGGGCAACUUCUACAUCAUCUUCCUCUACAACGUCAUCUUCGCCGUCACCACUGCACUCUGCUUGUUCACAAAGUUUACAGCCACACUGCGCAGGGAAAUAAUUGCCAGAUUGAUGGCUGCUUUCAAGCGUGAGAAACGGACAAUCUCUAUGUCAUAUACCACUCAAUUCGCAAAUGGAAACUUGAAAGAGGAGUAAGGGAGAUAACUCCCUCGAAAAUCAUUCAUAAGUGUUGUGUACAUUUUGUAAAUAUUGUUUUAAUUUAUUAAGCAUAUCAUACAAGCUCAAGGUUUGCUUCCGGCCAAAAGAUCAACUCUCAAAAUGUCAGAUGGACUCAGUAAUUUUUAUUGACAUUUUCUACUAAUUUUUUUUGGAUGAAUUGGGUUUACAGCAGGCAGACUUGGCUAUGUUUUUGUGAUCAUCUCAUUAACUGUGUCCCAGGCUGGUUAUUUUGUUAGCUUAGUAGUUAUUUGCAACAAUGCACGAUAUCAGGGAUGUCAACUUUUUGAACUUCACAUGACAUUUAUCAGUGGUUUAUAGUGGAUUACUCACAUCAUCGUCUGUUUGACACAGGGUUCUAUACACUCUCUUCCUUCAUUACCUGUGAAUUCAUACAUCUGUUUUGCAGUGAAGUUGCUAUUUUAACUAAUGAGUCAAGAAGUUGCUAUUUUUAACCGACCAAUCAAGCAAACGCCUGCUUCAAGCGAGCAGGAAUCCAAUGAUUGCUCAAACUGACGAGUGCUCAGAUAAAAAAUGGCAAUAUUUGUGAGCAAAAUGAGUGACAGCCUUCUUGCCAUCUGCUGUACCCAUUGCUUCAAUAUCUAGAACUAUAGACACGCGUCACCAGUGCACCGCAUUCUGCCGUAAGCUUUCACACGUGAUGGAGGAAUGUAGUGGAAACACAACCAUGAAGUAUUGAUGGGGAAAUCACUCUGAAAACUUGAUUGUUACAAAACUAAUGGCGUUGCCAUGGAUACCAUUUUCUGUUACUUAUCCAACUUGUUCAUGUUGCUCAAAGACCUGGUAGUUAAUUGAUGUUACCAUGAGAUGCUUGCAGUCAUUUGGAUAUCUGUUUUAUUAUUGUACAUUGAACUAUUGGGCUUGGUGGAACCUACGUGUACACACCUUACAAGGUUGCAACUUACACAGCGAGUGUGUGAUAGACUUGACAGUAUUAGCAAUAGGUUAUCUGUGCCAGUAGGCCAGUGUAUGCAAUAGACUGAUGCAUGACGGCGUCUCUGUGCCAGUGUAUGCAAUAGACUGAUGCAUGACGGGGUGUCCGUGUCGAUGUAUGCAAUAGACUGAUGUGUGAUGGGGUGUCUGAGCCAGUGUAUGCAACAGACUGAUGCAUAACGGCAUCUCUGUGCCAGUGUAUGCAAUAGACUGAUGCAUGACGGGGUGUCCGUGUCGAUGUAUGCAAUAGACUGAUGUGUGAUGGGGUGUCUGAGCCAGUGUAUGCAACAGACUGAUGCAUAACGGCAUCUCUGUGCCAGUGUAUGCAAUAGACUGAUGCAUGACGGGGUGUCGGUGUCGAUGUAUGCAAUAGACUGAUGUGUGAUGGGGUGUCUGAGCCAGUGUAUGCAACAGACUGAUGCAUUAAGGCGUCUCUGUGCCAGUGUAUGCAACAGACUGAUGCAUGACGGGGUGUCCGUGUCGAUGUAUGCAAAAGACUGAUGCAUGACGGCGUCUCUGUGCCAGUGUAUGCAACAGACUGAUGCAUGACGGCGUCUCUGUGCCAGUGUAUGCAACAGACUGAUGCAUGACGGCGUCUCUGUGCCAGUGUAUGCAACAGACUGAUGCAUGACGGCGUCUCUGUGCCAGUGUAUGCAACAGACUGAUGCAUGACGGCGUCUCUGUGCCAGUGUUUGUGCCCAGUGUAUAGGGCAGUGUGCUAGUUGGCAUGAGAUGUGUUGUGAGAGACAUUUGACUUGAGAUGUGUGGUGUGAGUGGCCAUAUGAUGCAAGGUGCAUUGGUUUUGCUGACGGACACAUCCGUUUGCCAAACUUCUCGUUUAGAUAGUUAUAAGUGGAACCCUGCGAAGUCUUCACAAGGCCAGACAAAGUUAUUUUCUUUUUGUUUGGACAAGCCUACACUACAAUUCAAAUAAAUACAACUUUUGCUAGAAUGAUAAAUAUGCUUCUUAAAACCUUUUUUUAACUCUUUAACCUUAAAGAAAUAUGCUCAAAUCAACCCUAGCAGCAUUUGUGAUAUUUUGCCUCCUUCAACAGGGCAUAUUGACCAAGACAAUCUGCAACAGUAUAUUAAAUUGUUCUGUCCUAGAAACAAUGCUAGAUAUUAAUUUUAUUUCACCAUGGCUCCUGAUCUGCAGCAAGUUGAGCCAACAAGCAGCCUAUCAGUCAAUGUUGCUGCUUGACACGGUGUACAUCAUGUUCCCCUGGAAACCAAGAACAAUCGACAAACUACUCUUUGAAUAUUCUCAAUGGAAUGACAAUCGUUUGUGUUUCACUUUGUGUCAAACUUUUACCAUAAUAUAUGUAAUUACCAACAUAUGAUUAUUUUUGUCAGAUAUUUGUAUUGUAAGAAUUUUUUUAGCAGGGAUUCAGAUUAAUCAUGGUCUAUUUUCAUCAUUCAAACAUCACGUGGUUCCUGUACAUCAUCACACAUACAGGGUUUCAAUGUACCAUGAAGUACUUAUGUUUUGUAAUUAUUUGUGAAGACAGUCGGACUGUGACAGGAACAGGUCACUUCAGGGUCAAGAUAUUAAUCUUUGUGUGAUUUUCAUAUUUACAAAAUACCAGCACAUUAACAUGUUAGUGUAUUUAGGAGAGUGUUAGAAGCAAGUAUUUGAAGAAGUUUGCAAGGAAAUAUUACCUUGGGAUGUGUCUAUGUUAUGCUUGUCAUGCUUGUACACUGAAUGAAACAUCUUGGACAGUGAACUUGAUCUUGAUGAUUGUACAGAUAUUGUAGAUAUUUGAGUUAAAUUGGGAUGGGGUGGUGGGUGACUGAUGUGUGUGAGGCGACAUCACAAUUACUACCAGUACUGUGCAGCAUUACUUAUACUAUACAGGGAACAUUUCAGUUGGAUGAAAGCAUUGAACUCAUCUGUAGUAAGUUUGAUAUGACCACAUAAAGCCAUAACUUCAUCCCCAGUCUGCCAUUGUCGAGAUGGAGUUCACUGUAGAUACAAGACUUUCAAUCAUAUUCACCAGCAUUAGGUGUUAUAUCAUUUGGACCAGUGUCAGAGAUAUUUGUAGCAAUCGACCAGUGACAGCUGCUACAGGGAUAUUUUGUUACAUGGAGGUCAGUGGGAUUUUAAUGUCUGAGGAUAUUGUUUGUAGCCUGUAUCAGUAUUAUUUGAAGAUGAAACAUGUGAGUUUCUGUCAUAAGUGUGUGGAUAUGUAGGGAUAGAAAUGGACCUCAUGAUUCUACAAGCCUGGACCUGUUUAACACAGCAAUCUCAGCGCUAAGCUGAUCGUAUCUCCCAUACUUUAAUAUAGACUUACGAUCAUUGUAGCUAAGAUAUUUUUCUGUAACAGGCCCCUGGUAGAAUAACAUACAAGGGCACACCCCUAAAGCCUGUAUUUCCACUAGCCCUCUGUAAUUCCACUACAGGGUUGCCUGUAUUGAGUUUUGACAAAUAUGUUUUUCAGAUUGAAAAAAAGGAAAUACACUAAAAGAUAUUGUCUGUUUUGGUGUGUGUGUUUUUUAGCCUAAUGAAUGUGAGAAAUACCUUAGCCCAUCCCACCUACUUGGCCCCACCCCACCUACUUGGCCCCACUCGUGAAGACUGAACAGUCAGUAUUCCCACUAUACCCACUGCAGUCGUGUUGUGUGUGCCCCACUCCUUGCUUCUCACCUCCCGGGGCUUGAUAACUCUUCUUGCUACCGGUUGAGAACCAAUAAGGACUCACACCUAAUGCCUCAUAAUAUUGUGUUUAAACUGCAACAUUUGCUGCCUAUUUGUGACUGUUUCCAGGGCGUGUUGAUCGUUGAUUGAAUUUGUUCAGAUAUGGGUUCCCCCCGGUGCUGGCUUAGUUCUGUAGCUGGCUGUGAAAUUGACUCCCUUAGAGCCACAUUACUUUUCAACAAGGGAAGUUUGCAGUAGUGUUGCUCCCGGGAUGGUGUGAAGCACAUGGAGAGUUGUACAACCACGCGAUGCUGCCCACGAACAGCCCUUGAUCAUGCGGGCGCAUCUAGAACCUGUGUGCAUGUGGUUUUGCUACUAUUGCUUUUUAUCCUCAUAGCCAAAGAUAGUGUUUUUCUGUGAUAUUUCUGAAAAAAAUCCAGUGAGAUCUUCUAUAUGGUUAACGUGUGAGUUUUGUAAUUGUGUGAUCAGCCCCAGAAUGUUGCUGUAUGUGUACUGAAUCUAUGUACUUUGUAUGUGUGUGUAACAAGUUGGCGCAGCCACAUGAACUCUGUGACUAUACUCAAACCUAUUAGAAACGCAACAUUUUGUUAACCCUGCAUGUAACAGUGGCAGCAGGCUAGUUGAGUUGGAUAACUGUUACAUCUACGUAUUAACUGAUAUGUGUGUAGGUGUCAGUGUGAUAUUGUGUGAUGAGUAGACAUGUGUGUCUAGAGAAUGUCAAUGUGAGUAAUGGGAUGUCAGCUGUAGAUGUAUGUGGUGGUAGCGUGUGUUUAGCCUGGUGUGUGUCUACACGAACAGUGUGAGUAAUGUGUAUAGAUAUUUAUAGAUAUUUAUAUGUACACAGUGAGUGUAGUGUGGUGUGUAAGUGUGUGUGUGCUAUGUGAUACUGUGAGUAAUGUGUGUAGAUGUGUGUACACUGAGUGUAGUGUAAAGUGUAAGUGUGUGUGUGCUAUGUGAUACUGUGAGUA